Molecule: messenger RNA, 7957 nt
Organism: Cephus cinctus (wheat stem sawfly)
Lineage: Eukaryota; Metazoa; Arthropoda; Insecta; Hymenoptera; Cephidae
Gene: rsh
Exons: 22
Coding region: 402-5120 (1572 amino acids)
Biological process (GO): regulation of small GTPase mediated signal transduction; activation of GTPase activity
Cellular component (GO): cytoplasm
Molecular function (GO): GTPase activator activity; protein binding
Source: RefSeq, a predicted model, not a curated record
AACGUUGCCAACCCUUAAAGAGAAUUCGAUUGAACCCUACCUCAGGCAUUUGCUGACUAACGCGUUUCAAUCUUUCUCAUUCGAACGGGCCAGUGCUACCGAGGGACCAAAAGGAGGAGGCUGGGAAUAUCCCGAGGAGAAAUCUUCUGAUAGUAUAUAUUCAUAUACUAUAUCUGUUUUCAUAUGUAUACCCCGGACGCUGACUACGAGUAGGAUCGUCACUGUUGCCAACUACCGCAGCCACGAGGCCAAAUGUCUCGCUAACGUCUGACCUGCCCUCUCACUUGCGCUGGGUUCACUAAUCGAACGGUAGCAAUUCGAUUGACGGAUCCCACUCGGCAGGAAAUGAACUUUGACCUGGGAGGAAGGACGUCUGGUUACGUCCGGCUACCCCAAAGACCAUGACAGCGAUCUGCUUCGUGUGCAAUCUACCGAUUCUCAGUCAUCAGGUGGAAUUGAUAUGGCAAGGUGGAAAUGGCUGGGACGAUCUCGUUCGGGAGCAAGUGGAGGAGUCAACUCUGAAACAGCGUUUAGGCGCUGGAAGGAGAGACUCGGCAGCUCAGAUAACCUCAAUCUCACCGCCGAACGAGAUCCAGGACUCCUCGCCGACGAAUCAGCGUCGCCGUCGCUCGAGUCUUGCCCAGCUGACGGACAUCCUGCGGGAAUGGGGCGGUGGUGGAACUUCUGGAAAGAGCGGCAAGGGCGGUAAGCUCUGUCGCAGGGAGACCCUGGCGGACAUAGCCAAAUCGUUACCCUGGUCACGACAACAGACAACCGACGCCAGCCACUUGGCAAGCCUGAAGAAGCGUCGCGAGAGUUCGGUGGACAGCGGUAUCAGGAGUCAGGUGUCAUCAAGGUCGAGACGAGAUUCCGCCAUUAGCGACUUCAAGAACGACCUCGUGCGUCUUUGGGGUAAGAAGGAUGUCACCCAACCGCCACAGCCACCACCGACGGUUAUAUCGCCAACCACUAGGAGAGGCUCUGGAGAAUCCGCCAGGAAUUCACGACGUGGUUCUGGGGAAAGUGCAAAGUCCAGGAGGGACUCGGUCGUCGGAGGUCAGACCCCUAGUCCUGGUGAACGGAAGCACAACUGCAGACACCACAGACGUAAACAGUCUCAGCAGUCAGUCGAAGGUGGCGGAGUGACGCCUACUAAGUAUUACAGAAGCGAUCAGAGACCUAGUGCUUCCAGUACCGAUAGUGCUGCGAGCUGUGCUGUCAGGGAACAUCUGGAGGCACAGAGAAGCCAGGCAGAGAAGAAUGAAAGAUCCGGUAGCGGCGUUGAAGCAAGAACUCAAACGACCACUCUGACAGUAGAUACUAAGAGUACACUGUCAGACAGUAAAAAUCUCACUCUGGAUGCUGCAAUAAAUCCUCCCACUAUAGUAAUGUCUUCCGUGACACCGCCGAUAGUAUCACCGAUGACAGGAAGUAGUCUUCCGCUUCCAGGAGCAUCUACGUCAGGUAGUUCGAGUCCUGUUGGCUCGCCAAACAUCAGCAGCACCCCGGCAUAUCCACUGCUUGGUUCACGCCGUGAUUCUACGACCCAGUGUUAUUACAAGGGCAAGGAAGCGUCACCAAGUAAGUUGUCGAGGUUAACCAGGCAGGCAGCAGCAAUAGAUGAAUCUUUGCCACCGACCGGACGUCGCGGAAGUCAACCCACCUUGUCACCGGAUCCUGAUGACGGAGGUCGCAAGGCGAGGAGGGAUUCCUUGAGCCCGGAUUCCGCCUCUUAUCCAAGGAGACGAGACUCCAAGAGCCAUUUGAGCCCGGACAGGAAUGCUGAAAAAAGGGAUAUCAGUCCAAUAAGACAGAAAAAGGCUCGACUUAGAAGACAGUCCACGUCUAUUGCCUGUGGACGUCCACCAAGGUCCCCAGACAGUUCAUCCUGUUCAUCAAGAGAUCCCAGUCCGUGUGCUAGAGCGCCAGGAAGUAUCCAACAUGCACCAAUAAUAAGAAGACAAUCAACAACAGAAGAGAUUCUAAUAGCACGUGGCUUCCGGCGACAAAGCACCACGGAAGAGAUGAUAAGAUGUCGGAAUUUUCGGAGACAAAGUUCACAGAGCGACGACACGGUUCAAAGGUACCGAGGUAGACGCGACAGCUCGGCUCAAAUAACUGACGGUACAUUCGCAACAAUGACAGUGGAGACAACAAGUACCUUUUUCGACAGUAGUACACAAACUGAACCGUCGCCGCUUUAUGACAACAAUCACUAUCACGAGGAGUGCCUGAGAUGCAAUAGCUGCGGGCUAAACUUGACCGGACCCAAUCAGAAACGAGCAAGACGAUUCAAAAAUCACAUACUCUGCGAUCUGCACUUUGCGGACGUGGCGCUCAUGGAGUGCUCGGACUUCAUGCAGCAGUUGCGCAGCUUCAAGCCACAAAGUUUAGGCUGCGCAGUUGCACGAAGAAAAUCAUCUACGACGCUGAUCUUCCCGCUGCCGCCUCAAGCGUGCUCAGAUGAGUUCUGUCAAGAGUUUCCCCACAACCUCAUACCAACUCCAGGCUAUUGGAUUGAGUGUUCACGGCAGCAAAUUGCCUCGGAUACGAUCUGGGACGAGAGCGAGAGUGAUAGAGAGGCUACCGAUCCGGAACAGGCGGAGGAGCAACAGGAACCCACGAUCAGGCAGCAGCGACGGGAUUUAUGUCUCUUUGAGGAAAACGAAGUUGACUUCGAUGACGCACCCAGGAAGAAGACCACGAUCGAGGAACAGUUUGAGAAGAAUCAAGGCUUUGAGCUGACCUCUGUCGAGCAGGAGACCUAUGAGAAAUAUUUUUAUGGUUCUGAGCAUUGGAAUUACUUCACCAACGACGAGGAUCUUGGUCCUGUUAUACUUAGUAUCAAACAAGAGACUAUUAAUGGCCGUGAUCAGUUCAGGAUACUUGUUAGGGCUAUUAGCUAUACGGUGCAUGGUCUGAUACCAGCCAGCUGUGUAUUCGCAGACAGGUAUAAUCGUGAAGAGGUGGUGAGAAGUUUAGGCAAGGAAGUGAAUAUAAACCCCCCACUCACCCUGGGACAAUUGCCAGACACUCCUGAGGAACUUCUCAAGCUGGAUCAAGUGUUCAUAAAGUCAGAGUUGAAAGUUGGUGUCAUCUAUGUACAGGAGGGACAGUACAGCGAAGAAGAGAUACUCGAUAAUAAUGAUAACUCGCCCCUCUUUGAGGAGUUUCUUCAAAUACUUGGGGAAAAGGUUCGGCUCAAGGGUUUCGAUAAGUACAAGGGUGGCCUGGACACAGUUCACGACCUCACGGGACUCUACUCUGUCUAUACAAACUGGCGAGGAAUUGAAAUUAUGUUUCACGUCUCUACCCUGCUUCCCUAUGAGAAGCAUGAUCCCCAGAAGCUCCAGAGGAAGAGACACAUCGGUAAUGAUAUUGUAUGCGUCGUCUUUCUGGAAGCUGACAACACCAGCUUCAGUCCAGCGUGUAUCAAGUCCCACUUCCUUCACACAUUUAUCCUGGUGCGAGUCAGUCCACGAAUUAAGAGGAAAAUUGCCAGGUACGAAGUCUCAGUGGUCACUAGGGAUGAGGUCGGUGCCUACAAACCGUAUCUAUGGGAGCAGAGCAUCUUUGAGAAAGGACCCAUGUUUCGCGAAUGGAUCCUGACAAAGAUUGUCAAUGGGGAACGCGCGAGUUACUCGGCGCCAAAAUUCGCUAGGAUGCAGGAGAGAACCAGGAGUCAGAUGCUCGAGGAUAUCGUUGCUAAUUUAGCUAAUCAUGCUGAGACUGGUCAAAUUCCAAAACCAUACAGACGAGGUUCCUGGAGACCCAUAGGACACAUGAGACCGUCCUCACCUUUGUUGGAUUCCGUGCGAGAUCAGUUUGAGGACUAUGAUCAACUGGCCAAGGACUUCACUAGGGUAUUCUUAAAUAAUGUAGCCAACGUGACACUAAACGCGAGUCUUUUCGACGUGUCCUUCCUGGUACCUGGUCAGCAGAAACAAAAAGUCAGAUUCAUCGGCGUUCGAGCGAUCCUGGGUGUAAGAAGCAGGUACCAGGAAUUCAAUUACUUGAAGGUCUUUCAAGAAAUGUUGUAUGGAAUACAAACGGGUUUUGGAAGUCCUCAGGUACCGGUCGCGGAAUUACUCGCAAGACCAGUACCCACAUUGCUCAGUCCUCAGAAGCCAAGAAGUUCUAAUUUUCUUCAAGUUCCUGAUAUGGAAAGUCCUAGGCCCAAAAGUGUGCCCUCAUCCCCAAUGGUAAAACGGGCGUUUUCGCGACUCGGGACCAUAACAGCCGGUUGGGGCCGAAGUAUCCGUAAGCACGGAAGCGGAAACACCUUGCAGACGGAAGAUAGGAAGCGAUGGGCAAGCUCACAAGAUUGCAGCAAUAAAGAAGGUAAGGAUAAGGACAGAGCUGCUCAAUCACUGGCUGUACCAAGACUCAGCGUCUGCGCCGACGCCCAGAAGGUAGACAGAGCGAAACUUGCUCAAACCGAGUUCGACAUCAUCGAGUUCGAUCCGGACACAUUCAGGACUCUGCUGGAUUAUCUUCACACAGGAUCCUGCCCAUUAACGUGCAGCAACAUACCUGGCCUCAUAUGCGCGGCUGAACACUACGAUCUACCUGAGCUCCUGCAGGCUUGUUUCCACCACGCGAAACAGUUCCUGAGGAUCGACGUCGUCUGCGUGAUGCUCUGCGCACUGGAGAAUUAUUACUGGAGAUACACGUCAGCGUCGGAGCUGGUGAACAUGAUCCUCGCCUUCGUCGAGACCAGGGCCUAUCAGCUCUUUCAGAGUCCAGGCUUCCUAACCCUGAGCGAAUCCAUGGUCCAGAUGAUAAUGUGUCGCGGUCUCGAGGUCGUGGAGAUAAAGAAGUUCGAGGCGAUGUUUGGCUGGGCCAAGCACAGGAUCAAGACCAAGUCCUCUAAGGUCGACGCGAAAGUCGAGUUCCAGUGCAUAAUGGAAAGACUGAGUAGAGAUUUGAAACUCUACAGAAUAACACCGCAAGAAUUGAUCAGGAUCGUUCUACCCACCAAAGCUAUUCAGAACGAGAGGAUCCUGGAGACCCUGAUGUUCCAGGCGAAUUCAGGAAUCUACCGUAACGUCGACAGCUAUCUGGAAGCUUAUCAGAAGAGGGUGCAGCAGAAUCAAGAGAGUUUCGACUGCGGACUAUGAAAGAAAGCGGGAUCCCUCUUAGGCGAAUAGCGGAGAGGGUCGAAUACCAUAGGGCUCGAAUAAGUCGUAACGUUCGAAGCGCACAAUUUAUAGAAACGUCAUUGGCAUUACCAUCGAGCGAUGCGCUUCUGUCGAUAAAAUAUUUUCAAAAAGCUUCGUCAUUCUAAUUAAGACAUCAACGCGUACAUAAUCGUCCUGAUUAUGGCCAUUUGAGAUAACAGCCAUGACAGUUGGCAUAAAAAUCUGCGAGUAAUUUACGUGUACAGUAACCCCGUUCGCUGUGCAUCCCGUGUAUACAUAUCUCGUGUGCGAGGAAAGGCAUCGGUACACUAGCACUAUUUACGGAUACGAUAAAAGAGAAGAGAGAAGAAAAAUAUAAUAAAAAUGUAAAACCGAAUGAAAAUAUUAAUCGAUGGAAGAAGCAUGAUUUGAUAUGGUGACGUCAUUGGUGUCGCGUACAUUGAUGUAUUCGAACGCGCGUCUAUUGGCUACUCGUUAGACACGCACAGCGCAAGAGGUUGAUGGCCCGAGGCGUCCCACGCGCUCAAGAAUUAAAAGAUGCCGACAGCCAUAUUUGUCUCUGCGCAAGAGAGUUAAGGACGAGCCCAAGAUAUUGGCAGUGAUUUAAUCACUGGGCAAUUGCACGUUUGCCAUAUUUCCUUCGUAUCUUUUUAUAUUUAUUUUAUUUUCCAUUCAAAGAGACAGCAGGCAUUCCUGUAGAAAUGUUCAAUCAUCAAUUGUCAUUCGGCGUAUCGGAUCUUUGAUAGAAAACUCCGAUCGUACGUUAUAUUCUAAAUGCGCCACGCACUUUCUCUCUCUGUCUCUCCUUCUCUGUUUCACUUUCUCCAUUGUACUAAUUACAAUCAUGAGAAACAUGGCGCAACAAUGAAUGCACAAUUUUCGUAGCUUAGCCAAUUGAAAUUAUACAAGAGAAUGGCGGAUGGAAAAAACAUAUAUAAGGUACAAGAGAACGACGCGUCGUCGGCGUCGCUCUUAGUUAGGCGUCGGAAUAUAUAAAUAGAGUGAAAGGUUUAAGACGUAAAGGAAAAUUGAAUCUGCCAGAACGAAUGGUCGGUAUGACGUUUGCGACUGAUCCUUCCGACUCGUUAGAAGUUCCAUUGGAUUUUUCAGUUAAAUCUUUUCUACUAAAGUGGCGCCACUGAUUUUGGUGUGUUAACUAUAGUGAAAUGACAAAAAUUCUCGAAAUUUCGUGGUUCCCUGUAAUGGAUGUUCGGAUCUGAGUAAAAGUAACCUGCAUGUUCAUAUUGCAGUGACGAUUUUGCUCGGCUGUUUUUUUAGGGAAAAAAAAAAAGAAAAUCGAAAUUUCUUUAACGAGAAACGAAGUACGGACGGCAAUUGAAGGCCGAACAUGACAAUCUGUAUCAUAGAGAAAUACUAAUAAUAAUGUAACGGUAAAGAUUUAAUAUUUCGUAAGCGUAAAUUAAAAAAAGAUAAAUUAAAUAUAUAUAUAUAUAUAUACAUACAUAUAUAUAUAUAUACUAAUAAUGAUAACUGAAAGCGUUGAUGUUGAAUGUGGCGUAAAAGAUACGGGGAAAAAAAUAUUUGAAGUCUGUUCUGUUUUCUAUCGUAGAUUUUAUAUCUUCAAUACUCUAAGACAGAGAUUCUAAAAAAAAAAUCCGUGAGGACGUGCCGGAAGAUGAACGAUUUGUGAAAAAAAAAAAAAAAGAAAAACGAUCUUUAUAAACGGACACCAUAUUCGAUGCUCGCGCGAAAACAAAAACCUCUUUGUCAUUGCUUGUAUUUAUUGUUUUCGUCUUAUAUUCGUAUUCGAUGACGAAAGAUGAUUCGCGUGUGUUUCAUUAAUUAGUGUAAUAAUGGCGAAAAGCAACGUUAUGGGUAAACGAGCGAACAAGAGAAACUGUGAGGAUGAGUGAAUACAGUGGAUUUUGCCGAAAAGGAUGUUUCCUGUUGUAAAGAGAGAUCAACGAGAAUAAUUGCAAAAGCUUAAAGAAAAAGUAUAUUCGACCUUAUACGAGUAAAAAAAAAUCGCAAUCAAAAUUUCGUUCGCUAAUAUCGAUAUCCAGCAAGCACUGUGAUAUCCGCCUGAGAAAGUUCGCGACGUAUGGUCGAAAAGUGAGUAGAAGCAAAAAAAGAAAAACCAAAAAAAAAAAAGAAAUAUGAGGAAAGUGAAUUCGUCACAAGAAUACGGGAAAACAUAUCCGAAAUUGCGAAAGAGAGAAGUAAGAGGGAAAGUUGGUAAGGGUAAAAAAAAAAUUUCAAAAAAAAAAAAUAAAAAAAAAAGAAAACUUAAAAGUUCGAUCAACACGUGUCUUUGCAAAAUAAAUUUUCGAAAUGGCUCGUGCACCUUUCACCGAGCGAAAUGGGAGCAUCCUCUUCGAGAGUCCUUCGAGAACGCCCAUUUAUCAUGAAACAUAAAGAGUAGAGAGAAGUUAAACAAAGAAAAAAGAGAUAAGACGAAAAAAUGUAUUCCCGAUCGAUGCGAGAACGUAAAACUUUCUUUUUUUUUUUCUCAAAAAAUCUGAGGAAAAUAUUUUUUACACGACACGUUGUACUUUCCUCGGCCGCGUGUACUUUGCAGGUACCUACAAUAUUUUUUAAUAGUAAUUUCCAUCUUAUUAUCCACACCUCCCCCCCCGGACCUAUCCUCCUCGACUGUAUAUUCCGUUGUUAUAAAUAUAAUGGCAACGCCGCGCUAUAAUAACGUAUUUAAUAAAUAAAUAAUUGUUGAUUCGCCGCGCGUAUGUGGGGAAUCGUUGAGAGGAAAAACAAAAAUGAAAAAAAAAAAAAAAGAAACUGUUAAGUGUCUUAUUGUCCACACAAAGGGGCUGGACGAAAGUAGAUUUCCAAAAAAAAAA